Molecule: messenger RNA, 2808 nt
Organism: Eimeria maxima
Lineage: Eukaryota; Apicomplexa; Conoidasida; Eucoccidiorida; Eimeriidae
Exons: 1
Coding region: 1-2808 (935 amino acids)
Biological process (GO): negative regulation of transcription by RNA polymerase II; chromatin organization
Cellular component (GO): pericentric heterochromatin
Molecular function (GO): chromatin binding
Source: RefSeq, a predicted model, not a curated record
AUGCAGCGCAGCCCAAGCAGCAGCAGCAGCAGCGGCAGCAACAACGACGGCAGCCAAGGCAGCAACACAGACUACUGCAGCAGCAGCAACAGCAGCAGCAGCAGCAGCAGCAGCAGUAUAUGUGGAGCGGAGGAGUGUGCAGUGUCUCUUUCUGGCAGAGACACUGCAGCGACUCGCAGCAGCCUUGAGGACAGCGCAGCAGCAGCAGCAACAGCCGCAGCAGCAGCAGCAGCAGCAGCAAACGUAGGGCCUCAGGUAUCCUUAGGCAACUCUUCUCUUAGCACCAGCAGCAGCAGCAAAUUGGCUGGUCCUCCUCCCGUGGUAGAGGAACCUGAAAGUGCACCUGCAGCAGCAGCAGCAACAGCAGCAGCAGCAACAGCAGCAGCAGCAGCAGCAGCAGCGUGUACAACGACAGAUGCAGCAGGUGCCGUUGAGGCGACAAUGAAAGGAUCACAUAGACUAGAGCAGGGAUCGGACCCUGCAGCAGCAGCAGCAGGUUGUGCUGCUGCUGCUGCUGCUGCAGUACCACAUGUUGCUGUUGAUGCUGCAGCAGCAACACAGGCAGCAGCAGCAGCAGCAGCAGCAGCAGCAGUAGGAGCAGAAGCAGCGAGUAGGAAGAACGUCGAUGCUUCAGCAGCAUCAGCUGCAGAUUCAGCAGUAAGCCCUUCAGCAGCAGCAGCAGCUGCUGCAGCAGCAGCAGAAGAAGCAGCAGCAACUGUAGCAGCAGAAGCAGCAAUUCAAUCUCUUGCUGCUCUCCUAGAUGGACCCCACCAGCAGCCAUCGCGGAGUGUUGCUGCUGCUGUUGCUGCUGUGCAUACAGUGACAGUAGAGGCAGAGCAGGCAGCGAUGAUGGCUGCUGCUGCUGCAGCAGCCGCAGCAGAAGCAGCAGCCGCAGCAGAAGCAGCAGCAGCAGCAGAAGCAGCAGCAGCAGCAGAAGCAGCAGCAGCCGCAGAAGCAGCAGAAGUAGCAGCAGCUGCAGAAGCGGCAGAAGCAGCAGAAGCAGCAGAGGCAGCAGAAGCAGCAGAAGCAGCAGCAGCAGCAGAGGCGGCAGAAGCAGCAGCAGCUGCAGCUGCUGCUUCUCCACAGCAGGCUGGGGAAGCCGGCCAUUCGCCAGCUGCCGAUGCAGCAACAGCAGCAGCAGCAGCAGCAGCGACAGCAGCAGAUGCAUCAGCAGCAGCAGCAGAGCUAUCGGAGGCUGCUGCUGUUGAAGAAGCAGUCAACGCAGUGGUAGCAGCAGCAGCAGCAACAGCAGCAGCAGCAGCAGCAGCAGCAGACAGUCCUCCUACAGCCACUCCAGUAGCGCCUCCGCCUGCAGCACCACCGCCUGCUGCUGCAGCACAAGCUUCAGAUGCAUCAGCAGCAGCAACAGCAGCAACAGCAGCAGCAACAGCAGCAGCAGUUGCUGCUGCAGCAGAGGGAGCGCCACCCUUCUUGUUUUUCUCUCAGGGACUUGAUCUUAGUCAUCUAGUCUCAUCUAGUCGGCAGCAGCAGCAGCACCAACAGCAGCAACAGCAGCAACAGCAGCAGCAGCAACAGCAACAGCAGCAGGAGGAUGCUGCUGCUCGCACUGCUGCUGAUGUUGCUGCAGCGCGUAGCUCUCCUGCUGCAGGCUCAGAUCCUUCGACAGCAACACUGCUGCAGGACAGUCAGCAGCAAACGGGAGGGCAGCAGCAGCAGCAGCAGGAACAGGAGCAGCAGCAGCCUGGCGAUGGGCCUUCUUCGCAGGAAACAACAGCAGCAGCAGCAGCAGCAACAGCAGCAGCAGCAGCAGAAGUUGUAUCUCCUGAACCACCGGGUCCUUCUCCUCCGCAACAGCAACACCAGGAACAGGAGGAGGAGCAGCAGCAAGAGAACCAGCAGCAGCAACAGCAGCAGCAGCAGCAUCAUGACCUGUAUGCUGUUGAUAGAAUAGUAGGGGUAAGAGCAACAGCAGCAGGUCUGCUGCAGUAUAAGGUACGAUGGGUAGGACAUUCUGCUGCUGAGGAUACAUGGGAGCCGCAGCAGCACCUGCGGGGCCUCGAGCUGCUGCUGCAGCAAGCGCAGCAGCAGCUAGGUGUUGAUUGUUUUAUUCCUUGGGGGCCUACAGAUCCAAGAGCUGCUGCUGCCGCAGCAGCAGCAGCCACCACGGCAACAACAACAGAUACAGCAGCAACGGCAACAGCAGCAUCACCACCAACUGCAGCAGCAGCAGCAGCGCAGCCAAGAAGCCAAACAAACACGCAGAAUUCAGGGUCCAGCAGCAGCAGCAGCAGCAACAGCAGCAGCAGCAACAACAACAACAGCAACAGCAGCAGCAACAGCAGCUGUAACACCAACAUCAACAACGAUAGCAGCAGCAGCAGCAGGAACAGGAGCAGCGGCAGCGGCAGCAGCAGCAGCAGCAGGAGCGGCGGCAGCAGCAGCAGCAGCGGUAGCAAAGGUGGCGUAUCGGUUCCUGCACCAGCAGCAACGCGCGAACUGAGCAGCAGCGGCCAUCCGACCAGCAGCAGCAGCAGCAGCAGCAGCAGCGGCAGCAGCAGCAGCAGCAGCAGUGGGUGCAGGACCUCCCCCCCUCCUCCUGUGCUGCAGAGCGUGCUGCAGUACCGCAGCAGAUUUGGUCGAGGAGAGUACCGUGUUAAGUUUUGGGGUGUAUCCUCAGGUGGGCAGAAAUGGCUAACAGAGCAGCAGCUGCUGCUGCUGUUGCUGCUGCUGCCAGAUAAUUCUCUUGCUGCUGCUGUUAGGCAGCAAGCAGCAGCAGCAAAGAUGCAAUGGCAAGAAAGAACCAGAGAAACUGCAGCAAUAGAUAGUGCAUGGUGGGGUUGUGUAUAA